Abrus precatorius (Indian licorice) is the source of this 1967-nucleotide messenger RNA. Its product is annotated as transaldolase. The transcript has 7 exons. The record is from RefSeq and is a predicted model, not a curated record. Gene Ontology annotation, cellular component: cytoplasm; intracellular anatomical structure. The coding region runs from base 110 to 1432 and encodes 440 amino acids. NCBI's taxonomy places the organism in Eukaryota, Viridiplantae, Streptophyta, Magnoliopsida, Fabales, Fabaceae. Gene Ontology annotation, biological process: pentose-phosphate shunt; carbohydrate metabolic process. Gene Ontology annotation, molecular function: transaldolase activity.
CUACCAACUUCAUUUUCAUAUCUGAUCUUAUUAUAAUAAUUUAUUUAUAUAUAAAUGGAAUCAAAGUCACACCCGAAGCCAUCGCUUGCUUUGUGACUUGCAAUUCCCAAUGGCCUCCGUUUCCAAACUCUCAACGCCAAAUCCAACUCUUUCCUUAUCAGAAUCCCUUCGCCACAGAUCUUCUCCAAAGUGCUUCCUCUCCUUCCAACCUUUCAACGCCAAUUUCAAAACUAACCUCUCUGCAUCGUCCCUCCCAACGCUUCACCCACACCAUUCUAAAACCUCUUUGCGGAUUAGAUGCUCCCAAACAGAUGGGAAUGGAAGCACCGCAAAGAGGACAGUGCUUCAUGAUCUUUAUGAGAAAGAAGGGCAGAGUCCAUGGUAUGAUAAUCUCUGCCGACCGGUCACGGAUCUGCUUCCUCUUAUAGCAAGUGGUGUUAGGGGUGUCACUAGCAACCCUGCGAUCUUUCAGAAAGCUAUCUCCUCCUCGAAUGCUUACAAUGAUCAGUUCAGGGAACUUGUGCAAGCAGGGACAGACAUUGAAAGUGCGUAUUGGGAACUUGUAGUGAAGGAUAUUCAAGAUGCUUGCAAACUAUUUGAACCAAUCUAUGAUCAAACAGAUGGAGGUGAUGGCUAUGUUUCUGUUGAAGUAUCUCCUAGGCUAGCUGAUGACACUGAGGGAACCAUAGAAGCUGCAAAAUGGCUUCACAAAGUGGUUGAUCGCCCCAAUGUGUAUAUUAAGAUUCCAGCUACUGCUGCAUGUGUCCCUUCAAUUAAGGAAGUUAUUGCUAACGGGAUAAGUGUGAAUGUGACUCUGAUAUUCUCUCUUGCAAGAUAUGAAGCUGUAAUUGAUGCUUACUUGGAUGGUCUUGAGGCAUCUGGGUUAAGUGACCUCUCUAGAGUUACAAGUGUUGCCUCUUUCUUUGUCAGUCGAGUGGACACUCUCAUUGACAAGAUCCUCGAGAAAACUGGCACCCCCGAGGCCCUUAAUCUACGUGGGAAGGCAGCAGUAGCACAAGCAGCCCUGGCUUACCAGCUCUACCAAAGGAAAUUCUCUGGUCCAAGGUGGGAAGCUCUAGUUAAAAAAGGGGCCAAGAAGCAAAGGCUCCUCUGGGCCUCGACCAGCGUCAAGAACCCUGCCUAUCCUGACACAUUAUAUGUUGCUCCUCUUAUUGGACCUGACACUGUAUCCACCAUGCCAGACCAAGCCCUUCAAGCAUUUAUUAAUCAUGGUACCGUAUCCAGGACAAUAGACUCAAAUGAAUCGGAAGCUGAAGGAAUAUACAAUGCUCUCCAGAAAUUAGGUGUUGACUGGGGUUUUGUGGGUUCUCAGCUUGAAAUUGAAGGAGUGGAAUCGUUUAAGAAAAGUUUUGACAGCCUCCUGGAUUCCCUGCAAGAGAAGGCAAACUCUCUUAAGUUGGUCAGCCACUGAAGUGUGAUCGUUAUGAUUAGUAAUGUUAUGUAUGACGCCGUUUAUGGAUUAAUAAAAGGCAGUGGCUGUGCGUUGUGUGCUACUGUAAAUGUGCUUCUUGGAAUCAUUUAGGCGACAGUGAUACAGUAUGAAUUGGAAAUUGCCCGCUCCUCGUAAAGCGCUUUAUUUCUUUCCCUGUAUACAGUGGCAGAGCGGUUCUGUUCGGUUGUGUUUGUGAUGUUAUUUAUGUUUUAAGUUCGUCAGCACUACAGUUUGUUCUGUUGUGUUUGUUUUAUUAUCGAUACGCAACAAAUGUAUGUUUAGCUAAUAAAUUGAGGAUAGCGUCUGUUCAACAGGUCCCUUCCCUUAUCCUAUGAAGUCAUUAGGAAGAUGAAAGUUUUAGACUGUAGACUCUAAACACAGCCAAAAGGACAAGGUUAUGGAAAAUUCGGAGUUGGGAAUGUAACAUAUAGAUGUUAACCGUGUUUCGUUCUGUCAAUUGCAUAUAACUCCAAUUGUGGUUGUGUUUCGGUUGUGUCUUCAUAGAGGAAUUGCG